CUCCAGUGUUCGAGUUUGGAGGAAAAACGGGAAAUUCAGUCACUAGUUUGGUAUAUAAGAAGAGGCUGUGAUUAUAUGAUCGAAGCAAAAGCUCAGGGUCACUGCCAUCAUGUUGAAGUCAAUAUCAAAGAACUUAGUGGUGCUUUUCUUCCUGUAUUUUGUACAAGGAUUGCCUUAUGGAAUACAGACAGGAUUUCUUCCAGUAUACUUACGGAGUAAAGGGGUCUCUCUCACCAGUGUUGGGUUAUACAAGUUUUUAUUUGCCCCGUGGUUUUGCAAAGUGCUGUGGGCGCCAUUUGUGGACAGAUACAGCACAAAGCGAAAAUGGCUCAUCGGGAGCAUGCUUGGAUUGGUGCUGUCUUGUGCAAUAGGUGCAUUCAUUACUCCUGAACACAUUCUGCUGCUAUGUAGCGUACUUUUCAUGUUGAAUAUUUUUACGUCAGUGCAAGAUAUUGCGGUAGACGGACUUGCUAUUAAGAUUCUCCACCCUGAAGAGUUAAGUCAGGGAAACAUUGCUCAAGUGGUAGGGUAUAAAGUUGGGUCACUCUUUGGGGGAGGAGUUUUAACGUGGACUAUGGGAAUUAUCGGCUGGAUUGGGACAUUUCUGACGUUAAGUGCUUUAUACGUGGAGGCGGUGCUCUUCAUGUAUCUGUCCCCAAUGUUAAGACACCUGGAUGCAGUGGAACAGGGAAUGUUUGCUGAUUGUGAAGAUGAAGAUGAUGGUCACUUUCCUCACCAGCCCAUAUCUCAUAAUAUUGAAGAACAUGGUCACUCUCAUCACCAUGGUCACUCACACCAUGGUCACACACAUCACCGGCAUGGUCACUCACAUGACUCUGGACAACCCAAAGCUGACCAGGGAGAAAGAUUGUCAAAUGGUGGGCUACAGUUUGUGUGCAAUAUACUCAACACUCCAGGAACAAAGUGGGUGAUUGGCUAUGUGCUGAUGUACAAGUUAGGAGAACAGGGUGCCUGCAACAUGCUUCCACUGUUCCUGGUGGACCACAAGGUGGCAGCACCAGACAUAGGGCUGUGGACAGGUAUCGUGGGCCAGAGCGUCUCCAUAUGUGGGUCAAUGUUGGGGGGCUGGGUACUGUCCAAGUUUGGGCUUCCAGCAGUGUUUGUCUUGAAGCAGCUGAGUGUGUGUCGUCUGCUGCCACUAGGGGCUCUGCUGUGGGUGGUGGCAUCAUGGGAUACCGGUAUCUUCAGCACCACACUUUCCUACUAUGCAGCAGUGUGGGCUUUCUGUGUCCUCAUGCUAAUCAGCGGCAUGGUAACCACAGUGACCUUCACCUUGAUGAUGCAGUGUUCCCAGCAUGCACCAGAAAAAUGUCAGGCAACCCAUUUCACUUUCCUAGCAACAUUGGAGGUUCUUGGAAAACUAAUCUUCAUCUCUCUGGCGGGAUACAUGGUGGACGUGCUUGGUUAUCCACUAGUGUUUGUCAUAUUCAUUGGACUUUCUUUCUUAUUAUUACUCUAUUUUAACUCAUGUCCUAGUAACUUGGUGGUAUUCCUCAAUAGGGAAGAUGAAGAGGAGGAAAGCGAGGAGGAGGAAGAAGAACAGGUUUUAUAUGAGAAUAAAUUUGAAAAAUUCGACUGAAAAAAAGCAUGAAAUGGACAGAAAUUGUGCAUAUUGAAACAACUGAAAUGAGAAGGGAAAGAAGCAAACAGGUUAUGCGGGAAGAUGCACGUUGGAAAUGCAAAAUGCUUUUUUUUAUGUCAGAUAUGCAAAGCUUGUAUUCUUUACAUGUUGUUUUAAAGAUGAAAUCUUUAUAAAUUGUCUACUUUAUGUAUAAAAAGAUGUUGCUAAGCUAAAUUAGCAGUGCUGCUAAAGCUCAAUAACAUUUACAUUUGUAAAUUAUCAGUGAGAAAAACAUUUCAUUUUGUAAUAAAAGGUUUUAUUCAUUUUAUAAAUGUUGAGCGAGUGCAUCAUGAUAAAAAUGAAACCACAACCACUGACAUUUUAGCUGUAAAAUACGUAGUCUUCACCUGAUAUAUCCAAAAGUGAUGUAACCAUUACAGUUUAAAUAAACGAUGAUGCUAC
Messenger RNA from Lingula anatina, 2044 nucleotides. Its product is annotated as EEF1A lysine methyltransferase 2. Gene Ontology annotation, biological process: transmembrane transport. Gene Ontology annotation, molecular function: protein-lysine N-methyltransferase activity; transmembrane transporter activity. NCBI's taxonomy places the organism in Eukaryota, Metazoa, Brachiopoda, Lingulata, Lingulida, Lingulidae. The record is from RefSeq and is a predicted model, not a curated record. Gene Ontology annotation, cellular component: membrane; cytoplasm.